CUCAGCCUCCCGGGCCCUUAGCCGGAUCAUCAGAGUGACAUCCACGCCUCCGUGUCCUCGACCGCGCGACAGCACUUGCUAGACUCUGAUACCCUUCUUUUGCUUCCUUUUCACUGUUCGCACGAUCCGAUACUGGACUGGAUCUUGGAACGAGCAGCCGUUUCCAGCGCGAUGGCAUCCCCGAUGGUUGAAGGAAGGGUCGAUCCCCACAAGAAAGCACACUUCAGCCUGCACAUCAGCGACCGGAUAACAAAGGACAAUGGAGAACUGGGCAGUUACAGCAGCGUUAAAUACAACCACAAACCGGCGCAGUCCACCACUUCCAGAACCACGACGCUGACGUCUACAACCGCCAACACAUACAACCUCAGACUUGAGGAUGAGAAGAAAGGGAACAAGAAGGACAUUUUUGUCUUUAAAGGGCAGAAAACCGUGCCUAAGAAAUCGUACAUUCUCCUCCUUGACCCCGCGUCACAGAAAGCCACGCUCGAACCGCUCUCCUCCACAUACACCUUCAAUCUUACCUCCAAGAAUGGCGCCGAUGUUUCGUCUUCGUAUCCAAAGCUAUACCCACGAAAGCAAAAGGAAGAUGUGCAGGAUGCAGGGGUUGCUGACGACCUGUUCGACGAAGGGGGAGCGGGCGAUGACCCGGAUCCAGAGAACCCCUACGACUUCCGGCAUUUCUUGAACAAGGAAAAGAGGGGCGAUGAGUCGGAGUAUAACAUCGCUUCAUCCCCAGAUUACAGAACAGGCACGGGCAGCGCGAUGAACACGCCGCAAUUCCCCGCCCGCAAGCCCGCGUCCGCCGUGAGCUCGAAACCAAAACCUACAGCACAAGCAGCGCCUAAGCCUAAGAAGCGCAAGCCAGACCCGAAACCCCUUGUAUCGAAGAAGGCAGAAGCGAAGAAACAGCAGGCGCCACCCAUCCGCCUCGAGCGCCGCGCAACCGAGCAAAAGAAGCCCCAAGCCUCCGCCGCAAAGCCCUCGCGCAAGGCCGCCGCACCACCUCCCUCCGCAAAGAUAAAGUCCGCAGAAAUCGUCCACUCCUCAGACGAAUCCGACACCGAUGCCGAACCCGAUCAUGAGCCCGAGCUCGUCUCUUCUCCACCGCGCACCCAGCGCUCCCCAUCGCCCGUACAACGCCGGCAACUGACGCCUGAAUCUGACGAAGACGAGACCAUGGAAGACGCUAUCGGCGGGGCCUUGGGCCUCGAAAUCGAAGUCCCCGACGCGCGACCCUCUAAACCGCGGCACAACGCACUCAAAUCGCUGGGUUUGGGUCCGAAUCUCGGGCUCGGAUACAGAAAAUCUCCAUCUAACGGGCCCAUCUCGCUCGUCAGCGCCACGAACAGCGUCGAAGGGAGUCCGAACCCCCACACAUUCACGCCACGGAAGAACCGCGCCCAGGAAGAAGACGGCGUUAUCGACUUCGGCAACUUUGGUGGGAGGGCAGAUGAUGAGGAUGAAGAAGAGGCCGAUGAUGGCGAUGUAGAGCCCAUGGAUAUUGGCCCACCUGCGCAGGCACAAAGGAUAAUGAGUGUGGGAGGCGGGUUGGUCAAUGAAGCCGACGCAGAAGGCGAGGAGGAGGACCCGCUGUAUAAGGAGAUGAUGGAAGGGCUGGCAGGAGGUGAGAGCAGCGAAGAGAGUGAGGAAGAAUAGACCAGUGCCAUGGCGUCUAUGCAUAUUGAUCUUGGAAGCGCGUGUAUGGAUUGGUGUUUAGAAUACCCUAGGUCUUCGGACUUGCUCUUAUCUCCCAUCUCGUUGCGAUAUCGACGCUUUGGCGUAUGAAAAUGGCCUGGAUUAGUCGCGGUAAGGUUUCUUGCUGGUAGAUUUAGAUGGCGGACGAUGUGCGUGCAAAACAUUAGCAUAGCGACGACUACUAGUAAAAAUCACAUCUUUAAGACAUGG
Messenger RNA from Trematosphaeria pertusa, 1908 nucleotides. RefSeq lists its product as uncharacterized. The coding region runs from base 172 to 1659 and encodes 495 amino acids. The transcript has 2 exons. NCBI's taxonomy places the organism in Eukaryota, Fungi, Ascomycota, Dothideomycetes, Pleosporales, Trematosphaeriaceae. The record is from RefSeq and is a predicted model, not a curated record.